Helicoverpa zea (corn earworm) is the source of this 5288-nucleotide messenger RNA. RefSeq lists its product as uncharacterized. Gene Ontology annotation, biological process: membrane protein ectodomain proteolysis. The record is from RefSeq and is a predicted model, not a curated record. Bases 156 to 4925 code for a protein of 1589 amino acids. NCBI's taxonomy places the organism in Eukaryota, Metazoa, Arthropoda, Insecta, Lepidoptera, Noctuidae. Gene Ontology annotation, molecular function: metalloendopeptidase activity. The transcript has 17 exons.
UGACAAAAGUCACAAAGUCAAAGCAAGCCGAGCUUGUGUUCGAUGUGGACUAGUGUUUAUUGAAUGAUGUGCAGUGCCUUGUUGCUUCUACAUGCAACUUAUCUUUUAAGUAACAUGUUUGUUUUCUAGCUUCGUUCGCAGGUCUCAUGUGAACUAUGUCACAAUUAACUUUUCGUGUUAAAAUGUUAAGUGAUAAUGUUUGUGUUAUGUGCUUGGUGCAUUUAUUAAUAUUAUUAGCACUGACAAAGAGCGCUGCGGAAGCUCAGGAACCAAGACAGCCAGCAUUAGACUUUAACAAGCACAAACUAAUUCAGCCUAUAGUCCAUCAUGGAAGAACAAAAAGAGAGAUAUCUUCAACGAGAGACACGAGCGGUGCACAUCAUUCAGAGGUGACAGUAACAGUCCCUAUAGAUGGCCAGGAGUACAUCCUGGACCUCAGACUGAACCACGACUUAGUGACGGACAACCAUGUACUUAGGUACCAGAAGAAUGGCAAGACUGUCACUUACAAACCUACGAAAGAGGAUAUAGACUUAUGUCAGUACUCAGGCACGGUGAGGGGCAAGCCAGGCUCUUGGGUAGCAGUGUCUACGUGCCAUGGCAUACGGGGGAUCGUGUUCGAUGGAGAACGGAUGAAAUAUAUCGAACCGGCUGAAGGACCAGAAAUCCAAUCGAACCACUACAUAUACGACCAUGGAGAUCUGAACAAUGAAUAUCACUGUGGUUAUGCAGGCGGAGUGACACACAAUGCUAGCUAUGACCCGGAACUCUUUCAUAAGUACCACAGAGAAAAGGAUGUGCAAAAGAGUAGGAUUACCAGGUACAAAAGAAACGCAGACGACACACAAGUCCGCGGGCCUUACAAUGCGAACAAAUUGUCUCGGUAUGUCGAGCUAGUGCUGGUUGCAGACAACCGGGAGUAUAAAGCUAAUGGCGAGAACAUACAGACUGUGUAUCGACAGAUGAAGGAUGUCGCUAAUAUUAUUAAUUCGGUAUACUCCCCACUAAACAUAUUCAUAGCCCUAGUAGGCGUGGUGGUGUGGUCGGAAAAUGACGAGAUCGUUCUAGAAGAAAACGGAGACAGAACGCUCAAUAACUUCUUAGGGUAUCGGAAGUCGGUACUCGUUAAGGAUAUACCUAAUGACAAUGCUCAGUUGUUAACACGGCAAAAAUUCACCGAUGGAGUUGUAGGCAAAGCUUUAAAAGGUCCGAUAUGUACUUACGAAUUCUCUGGGGGUGUUUCCACCAACCAUUCCGAGGUUAUAGGCCUAGUGGCCACUACUAUUGCUCAUGAAAUGGGACAUAACUUCGGCAUGGAACACGACACUGAUGAUUUGUGUCAAUGUCCUGAUGCUAAGUGUAUUAUGAGUCCUUCCAGUACUUCGGUUACGCCAAUACACUGGUCGUCUUGUAGUUUGAAUUCGUUGGCCUUGGCUUUUGAGAGGGGCAUGGAUUAUUGUCUAAGGAACAAACCGAAGCGCCUAUUCGAGUCCCCAACAUGCGGCAAUGGUUUCGUUGAACCCGGUGAACAAUGUGACUGUGGGACCCUGGCAGAUCCCACGGCGUACAGUCCGUGCCACGCGUGCUGCGAGCCUAGCACGUGCAUGCUGCGCUCCAACGCCACCUGCGGCGCCGGCAUGUGCUGCGACCUGCAGACGUGUCGACCCAAAGCGGCGGGCACAGUAUGCAGGUCGGCGGACCGAGAGUGUGAUCUACCCGAAUAUUGUACGGGACACUCGGAAUAUUGUCCCGAUGAUGUAUUCAAGAUGGACACUACCAACUGCGGGAAGGAUGGAGAGAAGGCCUACUGCGUCCGUGGAUCCUGUCGCUCUCACACUGACCAGUGUCGGCUUCUGUGGGGUACGACCGGCGAGAGCUCGCACGAAAAGUGUUAUUACAGCACCAAUGUUAAAGGGAACAAGAGCGGCAACUGCGGCUACGAUCGUCUGAACGUGGCGUACAAACAGUGCAAUGUACGCGACGCGUUGUGCGGCACGUUACAGUGUCGGCACCUCAACGAACGCCUCGAGUUCGGCAUGGAGUCCGUCGCCACGCUCGCUGCCGUCUUCAUCAAUAACAAUGGCACAAUAAUACCAUGUCGGACAGCCAUCAUAGAUUUGGGUCUCAGUGAUGUGGAUCCUGGUUUAGUUCCCGACGGAGCCAAGUGUGGCGAAGAUAUGAUGUGCUUGAAGCAACGUUGUAUCCCAGUGCAGGCUGAAAGAGACAGGAUAGCCAAGAUGGAGUCGUCUGUCUGUCCCUCCAACUGCUCAGGACAUGGCGUCUGUAAUUCUGCCGGCCACUGUCACUGCGAGGCGGGAUUCGCGCCGCCACUGUGCGCGUUGCCGGGUCCGGGUGGAUCAUUUGAUUCGGGUCCAGCUACUGAUCCUACUAUCCAACGCAACUUCAUGGUGGCUAUGUACGUGAUCUUCCUGGGCAUCAUACCUGCGAUCCUAUUGGUGCUGUUCCUCAUCUACUACUCUCGCCACAACGUGCUGCUCUGGUGGAAGAAACCACGCAAAUCGGCCCCAUCUCCAAAGAAAGCAAGCUUACAACACCGACUCUCGCGCAGCGCCAGUAAAUUCGCCGCCAAUUUCCAAAACAGUACUCAAAAUAACGCUCAGCCCGUCAACGUUCAUACAUUGUCUAACCCUGACGAUAUGAGCUCCAGUCUACUAAGAAGUGACUCCGACCGCAGCCCCCCUGGUAAUAUCAACCCUUCUGUUAAUUUCUUCGGCAAUUUCAAAGGAUUUUCACUCACCCCUAUAGAAAAGAACGCCCCCACAGAGAAAGAUGAAACUGAAGUCCCCAUAACUCAUAAACCUGUAAAGAGUAUUGCUGAAAGUCUAAACAAAAGCGCGAAAAUCACGCCCGUACAUAGAAGCGGGAGCAACAGUCAGAGUAUUGUCAACCAAGGGGUUUUGAAACCCGUUCUAAGAAGCGCCCCACCGUUACCCGUAGUUCCUUCUACAGCUAAGACUAGCCCAAAGACCAGUCCUUCAGUUAAACGCACAAACAGCACUGUACAGAACAAAAUUAAAGCUUUAAUGAGUAAUGAGAAAACUGAGGAUGUUACUCCACCCGUCGUUGCUAAUCCACCCCCGAGACCAGUUAUAUCCAGUCCCAUUCUAGAAGCUUCUACGUGCACGGCUAAAGAACUUAUAUCUCCCCUACAAGGGUCUAAGACUUUAGGGCCUAUAAGAGCGGCUCCUACAGUACCAAUAACCCCAGAUUUUCCAAAAAGACCGUUAAGCAUGCAUUCCGCUGGUGUGCCCCAAAAACCUCUCCCUGAGGAACCUAAAAAAGUCAAAGAAGGGAUAUCAUUAAACCGCAUAGCAUCAUUCUUGAAACAUGAUAAGCAUGAUAAACUGAAGGAAAAAGAGAGAAAUCCGGUCGAAAGAAGUCACUCUUUACCUAAAAACCCGAAUCACCAAGUUAAAGUUUCAAAAGUCGAUAAAGGGGCUUUGAGAAACUUGCAGAUUUCCAAUCCAAUACUGCAAAAAGAGAUUGAGUUACCAGUCAAAUCCGUUUCGGUGGUCUCAGAUUCUGAAGACGGGGAUGAUCCAAAGGCCUUUGUGAAUCGAGCUCAAAGUAUGCGAGCCCCAGCCAGUCAGAAACCUGUCUUACAAAGCUUUGGUUCUAUGAGGGCGGCGCCACCGGCCCCGAGACCCUUAUCUGUAGUGGGGAGACCUACCGCCCCUCCACCGCCUUUACCAAAUCACUCCGACCCAAUCCCACCACCACCGAACCCAAAACCACAGCCUGAAAUCAAGCAGACAGAUUACGUCGACUGUAUAGAAGAAAAACAGGCACCCUUAGCUCAUAUAGCUGAAGAAUCUAUGGACAACAUCUACGCGGUUAUUGAAGAGAGUCCCGAGAAACGUUCGAAGCCUCUACCUGGCGUUCCGCAACCCGUCAAAACGAUCCCACAACCACCUCCCGAAGGGUACAACACUCCUAAAGUAAUCCCUUCAAACUCCGGCAGUACUGAAAGCAUGGGAUUACUAGGAGAGAUUGUAAACGAAAUUCAAAAUCGUAACUUCGAGUCUAUAUACUCAGCUUCGACUCUUUCUAGAAAGAAAGAGAAGGAAAGAAAGGCUAAAGCUGCGGCCGAAAAUAAAGAUAACAAUAGAGAUAGUACGUACAUGAAUUCAGAACAUUACAAAACGCCUGAGAGUGUUUAUAGCAAUUCUGGAGCCAAAUCUAAUGUCUCUACGACUAGCAGUGGGUACUUACAUCCGUCGGCUGUCAACGUACCUACUUAUUUAAAAAAGGAUGAGCCCAAAGAAGAAGAUAAGGCCCCGCCUCUCCCGGGCCCUAAUUCUAAGAUCCCAACGUUUUCAAGACAAGUGACCCCACCUGCUCUUAAAAGCACAUCCACGUUCAAAAACGUGCCACAAUCGCCAAAGGUCAUCAAAAAUUCUAACUUAACUCCUAAAAUAAUGAAUAGCCCAGACCUAGUUUCGAGCUGUACAUUACCUGAAGCGAAAAAUGUAAAGCCACCUGAUGUGAUAAACAAUAAUAAGCUGCCAAACGAUACAAAGGCGACGACAAAGCCAGCAGUGACGGCUAAGCCUAAUGACAACCGACCUCCUUUAAGGCCGGCGCCCACAGAACCUAAGAAACCGAACAAAAUCACGCCACCACUCAAACCAGUUAACUCAAACUCUAACUUAAACAAAGUGACAGAUAAAACUCCGCCCGCGAACCGUGCCAUUUCAAAAGUAGACUCCGUCAAAACUAUAGCGGACAACUUAAAUAAGAACAAACCUAAAGUAGUUCCCAAGCCCCCAACAGUCGUCCAAAGGACGGAUAAUAAGCCUAACCAAACAAAACUGACGGCUAAACCAUCGAAUGUUGCCAGUUUACAGCAGAAAUUCGAAAAUAGAAAGUCGUUAGGCAAAGAGGUUGCCGUUACAAAAAAAUGAAAGUUUACAAAUGACGUGUAAUUUAAUUGAGUUAUCUAGUCUGUAAAUAUAUUUAAAUGGCCAUUAGCACAGAAGACUCGGUAUCGUAACAAAGUAUGUAAGGAUCUGAUUUUAAAGAAGAAUAGAAAUGAUUGACGAAAUUGUAUGUAUUGAAUUUGGUUUGGUUUGCAAUGGCUGGUUAUAGUGUAAGUUGCUUGUCCAAAAAAAUGUUUAGUUACGUUUAGAUAUGGCUCUAAAAUAAAUAUAAUGUUGAAAUCGCCUUUUUGAAAGAUAAAAUUAUAUGUUGCUGAGCUUUAUAAACGGUGAAGCAAUGUUUAGAAAAUAUCGUUUAUCGAAAUUUUGUCAGGAACUUUUUUUGACUGA